Molecule: messenger RNA, 1051 nt
Organism: Salvia miltiorrhiza (redroot sage)
Lineage: Eukaryota; Viridiplantae; Streptophyta; Magnoliopsida; Lamiales; Lamiaceae
Product: small heat shock protein, chloroplastic-like
Exons: 2
Coding region: 231-917 (228 amino acids)
Biological process (GO): response to heat
Source: RefSeq, a predicted model, not a curated record
AAAACAAUAAAAUAAAAAACCGAAAAUGAGAUUUUUCAGAAAACGACAUGAAAACAGAGUAGGUUGUUAUGGAACCUUCUUCAACCUCCGGCCAGCUUCUGGAGAAGUCCAGUAAAAUCCGACGCUUCCAGAAUCGCCGCAGCUUCCCUUUAAAUCUACACCCCAAAUCUUUCUCUCUCUCUCACUAAAAACCUCAAGAAUCAUCAAGCAAACACCUUUUGCAAAGAGAGAUGUCACACUGUUUAUCCCAAACAGCUCUUUACACUCCCAUUCCUCCGAGUUCAAGAUUUUCCUAUCUCCGGAAAUCUCCCAUCUCCGGCCGAAAUUGUGCCAAGAUUGCGGUCAGGGCCGCGGCGGCGGACGGCCGGGAGAAUCUCGAUCAUUUGCAAAAGCAAAAUAAGCAGCCGCAGCAGCCGCCGGCGGCCAAGAGAAGGGCCGCCCCUGCGGCCCCAAUUGGUUUAUGGGACAGAUUUCCAACAGCUAGGACAGUGCAGCAGAUGAUGGAAACAAUGGAGAGGAUGAUGGACGACCCUCUGGCCUACAGCGGCGGCUGGGCCCCGGCCUCGCCUCCCGCAGAGGCGGCUGGGUACGGGCGGGGGAGGACGCCGUGGGAGAUCAAGGAGGGCGAGUCCGAGUACAAGCUGAGGUUCGACAUGCCGGGCAUGACCAAGGAGGACGUCAAGGUGUGGGUCGAGGAGAAGAUGCUCGUCGUGAAGGCCGAGAAGAAGGGCGGGAACGGGGAAGGCGAGGGCGAGGAGUGGCCGGCUAAGAGCUACGGGAGGUACAGCAGCAGGAUAGCCUUGCCUGAGAAUGUGGAGUUUGAGAAGAUUAAGGCUGAGGUUAAGGAUGGUGUGUUGUAUAUCACCAUACCUAAGGCUAGUAGUAGUGCUAAGGUUUUUGACAUUAGUGUUAAUUGAUUUUGCAAUGGGGAUAUGAAUAGGGAUUUUCUUGUAUUUAAUUUCCACUGUGAAAUGGUGGGAUGGGGCAUGUUUAAAUGUGUGAAACAUGAUCUUGAAAUUGUUAAUGGAAUUUAAGAUAUAUUGUAAUUUAA